AAUGGGGAAUGCUUGUAGAUGUCAUUAAUAACCUGAUAAUUUCAAUGAAGACCAAGAAUCUAAUAAUCCAGAAGUAUAUCAAGCACACACUGAUAAACCAGAGGAUGAUAAAUGUGAAUAAUAAUCGAUUUCAAAAUGGAGAAAUAUUUAAGAAGGUUUGAUUUAUAAUCUAAAAUAAGAUGAUAACCUUCCUCUUCCAGAGUUUAGAGAAGAAAUAGCAAAAUCAAAUAAUGGAAGCCGAAUUCAAUUACCUCCUGUCACAAUGAAAUCAGGGAAUAUGUAGAGAUUAUGAACUAGCUUAGUUAUGAGGGAGAAUGGCUGAAUUAAAAAAAAGAUGGCAAAGGGAAAUUCACUUGGAAAGAUGGCAGUUACUUCGAAGGAGAUUUUGUUUAAGACAAAGCUUAAGGGACAGGGAAAUUAGUACAUGUUAAUGGUGAUUCAUAUGAGGGAGAAUGGUAAAAUGAUAUGGCUCAAGGUCAUGGAGUUUUCAUUCAUUUUAGAGGAGUUAAAUAUGCAGGAUAAUGGAAAUACGAUCUUUAGGAUGGAGAAGGACAAGAAACAUGGCCUGAUGGUACUGAAUAUAAAGGAACUUACAAAGAGGGGAAAAGACAUGGACAAGGAUAUAUGUAAUUUUAGGAUGGUUCUAAAUAUGAAGGGAAUUUUGAGAAUAAUGAAAUUUGUGGAUAUGGUUGUUAUACAUGGAAAGAUGGCAAACAAUAUAAGGGAUAAUGGUUGAAUAAUAAGAUGCAUGGUAUUUUUAAUUAUUGAAUAUAUUAAAGGUUAGGGAGAAUGUAUUUGGAAGGAUGGAAAGAGUUAUAAAGGAGAAUAUGCAGAUGAUAAAAAAAAUGGGUAUGGAGUAUUUACUUGGGCCAGUGGGAAAAGAUAUGAAGGAUAUUGGUAAGAUGGUAAAUAACAUGGAGAUGGAAUUAUUAUAAAUGCUGAGGGAGUUAGAAGAGAAGGAUUAUGGGAAUAUGGUAAACCAAAGAAUUUAGAUUGAUUUUAUUUGU
Messenger RNA from Paramecium pentaurelia, 1007 nucleotides. The record is from the annotation of a GenBank genome assembly. NCBI's taxonomy places the organism in Eukaryota, Ciliophora, Oligohymenophorea, Peniculida, Parameciidae.